UUUUUAAUUAUUAAAAAAAUAAUAAUAAAAUAAAAUAAAUAAAACACACUUGCUCGUCAUUUUUAAUAUAUUCCCAUUACAACAUGCAUGGUGGAAAGCGUAAUUUUCUCCAUUUUUACGGGGCUGAAUUUCUGUAAAAGCCUCAAAAUCCUUCCUAGUAGACCUUGUAAGAUGAACUCCCUUCAAUUCCUUAAUUUACGGGGCUGCUUUUCUCUUGAUAAGUUUCCAGAGCUUCCAAGAUAUAUAACGGAUUUACGUUUGGGUGGGACAGCCAUAGAAGUAGUUCCUUCAUCAGUUGAGUGCCUGUCUGCUCUUGAUACUUUUCAUUUGGAUAAUUGCAAAAAGCUUAAGAGUCUCCCAACUAGCAUUUUUAAGUUGACAUCUCUCCGGAAUAUUUCUCUCUCUGGUUGCUCAAAUCUCAAGAACUUCCCUGAAAUCUUGGAACCUAUGGAACGUUUAAGGUUUCUUAAUUUAAAUCAAACAGCCCUCAAAGAGCUUCCCUCAUCCAUUGAAAAUCUAGUUGGCCUUAAAAUAUUACUGCUUUAUAUGUGUGAAAACCUUGAGUUUGUCCCUGAUAGCCUCUAUAACCUGAAUCGUCUUUAGUCCUUUCCAGCUGCAUAAAACUUGAAAAGCUGCCUCCCAUGUUGGCCGGUUUGUGCUCUUUGGUUGUACUUGAUCUCAGCGAUUGUAAUUUGUUUGAAAUCCCAAAUCACCUCAUUAGCUUAUCUUCAUUAGAAAGCUUAAAUCUAAGUGGAACCAUGAUUGAAACCAUACCUGCUAGCCUCAAACAAGUUUCCGGGAUGUACGAUCUAAACUUAUCCAAUUGCAAGAGACUUCAGUCUUUACCAGAGCUUCCAUUUCUUAUUUAUAACUUUGAUGCACAUGGAUGCGCAUCACUGGAAAGUGUUUCAAGGACUGCAUUCACAGACAGAUUGGACAAAUAUCAAAUUCGUAAUCGCUAUGAGGAAUUUGCACUUUCUAACUGCCUGAAUUUGGAUCAAAAUGGAUGGAGCAACGUAGUGACUGAUGCAAGGCUCAGAAUCGUGCGCAGCGCAACUGCUUCAUUAUUGCUUAAAGAUGACAAUUAUGAAUCUCGUCGAACGCCUUCAGUUACUAUUCUCUGGCAGGGAAAUGAAAUUCCAAAAUGGUUCAACUACCAGAAUGAGGGGUCAUCAAUACAUAUCAAGCUUCCUCCAAAUUGGUGUGACAUAAACUUCCUUGGUUUUGCAGUAUGUAUAAACUUCCUUGGUUUUGCAGUAUGUAUGGUUGUUUCAUUCAACAACUGCACCGGAGAAUGGGAUUUGCAUUUUCGCUGUGAAUCCCAGUUCAAAUCAGACUCAGGCGAAAGCUAUGAAUCAAACUGUUGUUUGUAUGGUUGGGGUCGGGGGAAGAGUAGAACCAGAGUAAUCAACUCGGACCAUGUGUUGAUGUGGUAUGACUUGCGUUUGUAUAUUAAUGCUGUAAAAGAAAAAGAAGGAAAAAAAUUUGUCUGAGGCAUCAUUUAACUUCAACCCUGUGGAUGAUAUUCAUGAAGCUCUUAGAUCCGAACCUGUCAACUUUAGCAAUGUGAAGGUGAAAAAAUGUGGGGUAUGCCUGUUAUAUGCUGAAGCUUAUGAGAAAUCUGAUUCUGAAGUAGAAGACAGCUCAAAAACUAAGAGAUGUUGAGAUGAGUUUGAAGGGAAUGGUGAUGGAACUCUCAUCUCUGAAAAGGAAGGAGAUGAACCACAUCCUAAGAGAAUUUGAAAGAAAAUCUUUUUCAUAGGAUGUGUUAGUAGAUGGUGUGCUAUUGGCAAGAAGUUAAAGCUAUGUAAUUAAUGUAUGUUAUAAUAUGUGGAUAAAACAGUGUGUUUUGGUAUUUGGCAGCUGUUAAUUUGUUGUAUGUGCUGUGAAUGUUAAUUUGUGGUUUAUAGUUAACAAGAUCUUUUCUAUAAAUGUUUUUGUUGUGGUUAUUGGGUGUGAAGUGUAAAAGAAACAAUUUGACAAAUAGAAACUGGGUUGUAGUAGGACUUGGCAAAGUUUUUUUUCUGUUUGACCUUCUACUUUUCAUAAUCAGUCUUCUUAUAUUUCUUGAGGGAUCUGCAGGACAACUACUUUCUUUUUGGGAGCUUUUCAUUUCUUUCAAUCUCAUUUCAUAACAUAUGUGUGCAGAUAUCGUGUUUGAUAAGUAAAUGUAAAUGCAAAAGUAACUCCAGAAUACAACGUAUUUACCAAAAACAGUCAAGAUUCUACCAAGUAGAAAUUGUGUUUGUCUUCUUGUCUCACUAGACGACAACUUGAUUUUACCAACCACCAGGAAUCCCACACACACGGUUCCUCAAAAGUGCAUACUCGCCUAAUCACAUUUUGGGCAUCUGACCACCACAACACAUUAGACCAUUCUUGAUUUUCUGCCACCUUAGACACCCAUAGCAGAGCCUUAAGGCUCUGCCAUUGCGGAUGUUUCCUCGUUUGCCACUGCAUCUACAUUGAUCGCUAUCCAAACCAUCUCCCCCUCCAUAGAUCCAAAACUUGCUGCCACCAUCUGAGGCAUGUCCUUCUUUCCUUUGAAAAUGCUUUCAUUUCUCAUGUGCAAGAUAGAGUAGAACAGAGAGACCCUGUUUGCUUGAGCAACGUGAACGUGAAAAAAUGUGGGGUAAACCUGUUAUAUGCUCAAGAUGCUGAAAAAAUAUGGUUCAGAAGUAGAAGCCAACUCCAAAACUAAGAGAUGCCGGGAUGAGUGGGCCAAGCGGUGAUGGAACUCGCAUCUCUGGAAAGCAAGGAGAUGAACGGCGUUCUAAGAUAACUGAAAGCAAAUCAUUUUCGAGGCCAUCUUUUCAGUCCCUUUGAUUUUUAGAACCAGAAGCAGGACAAUUUUCAUGUCAAGUAAACCAUUUCUAAUCAUUUUGGUUUUACUUGGCUAUUUUGGUAAAAUCAAAACCAAUUUUCAUCGGUCUCUUUUCAUUCUUUUCCUUCUUUUUUUUUUUUGGAUAAAUUCUUUUGUUUUCAUGUUUAACUGCUGGGAAAAUUGCAGUGCUUGUUAUGACUAUAUUUAUCAAUAAAUGAUGUAAAUAAACAUUAUUGUAAAAAUAAUAAUAAAUAAAAGGUUAACAAGUGCAAGUAAAAUUUGGAGGAAAGCCAUUAAUAUAUUUCUAUAAAUGCUAACAUUUUACAAAUGAAUAAGCAAAAAAUAUGGCAUUAACCAGUUCGUAGUGAACCUAUCCUAUCACAGACUUGCAGGGAAUGAGUAACAAAAAGACCCAAAAAAAAAAAAAAAAAAAAAAAAAAAAAAACACAAAAAAACAAAAA
This is a messenger RNA of Ziziphus jujuba (common jujube), 3285 nucleotides long. RefSeq names its product disease resistance protein RPP2B-like. The transcript is spliced from 2 exons. Gene Ontology annotation, molecular function: protein binding. Lineage: Eukaryota; Viridiplantae; Streptophyta; Magnoliopsida; Rosales; Rhamnaceae. The record is from RefSeq and is a predicted model, not a curated record. Bases 642 to 1493 code for a protein of 283 amino acids.